AUGGCACGAUGGCUACUGAUGUUAGCAGAAUUUGAAUUAAAGUAUGUCACCAAGAAGUCUAUAAAAGGAAGAGCUGUUGCUGAAUUCUUGGCUGACUGCCCAGUCAAAGGAGGUGAAGAUGCCAAGAUUAAGUUUCCCGAUGAAGACAUAAUGACUCUAGCCGAAGAUGUUUGGAAGUUGUACUUCGAUGGAGCAGCCAAUCAGAAAGGAUUUGCAAUUAGCGUGUUGUUGAUAGCACCCGACAGAUCCCACAUUCUGCUCGCAUUCAAGCUAAACUUUGAGGUUACCAACAAUCAAGCAGAGUACGAGGCUUGCAUUGUGGGUAUGGAAGCAGCAAUUAAAAUUGGUAUAGAGAAAUUAGAAGUGGUGAGAGAUUCCAACCUGGAAGUGUCACAGGCCAACGGUGAUUGGAAAGUCAAAGAAGAAAAGCUAAAGCCCUACCAUCAAGAUUUCGAGGAUCUCAUCCCUCAUUUUAACAAAGUAACCUUCACUCAUGUACCGAGGCUCAAGAAUCAAUUUGCGGAUGCCUUGGCCACGCUGGCAUCCAUGAUUGAAAUUCCCAUUGGUGUGAAGCUAAGGCCAAUCGUAAUCGAACAAAGGGAUACACCGGUAUACCAGCAUGUCGCCAUUGACGAGCCCGAUGAUGGUCACCUUUGGUAUUACUACAUUUGGAGAUUCGUGGAAAGAGGAGAAUACCCCAUUGAGGCAAGCAAGAAAGACAAGAUCGCCCUUCAGAGGAUGGUAGCUCAAUACAUCAUCUGCGGCAGAAAUCUAUAUCGAAGGUCGCACUGCGGCAUGCACAAGUUAUGCAUCCAUGGUACAGAGGCAAGAAGGGUAAUGGAGGAGACUCAUGAAGGUGUGUAUGGCCCUCACAUGAAAGGCAUGAUGCUUGUCAAAAAGAUCCUCAGGCAGGGAUAUUUCUGGUCCGCCAUGGAGACAGAAUGUGUAGAAUACGUGCGACGAUGUCACAAAUGCCAAAUCCAUGCCAACCUCACACAUGUCCCACCAUCGGAACUACAUCAAAUGACCUCACCAUGGCCUUUCUCGUAUGAGGUUCCUCAGGCGUUUGUAUCCGAUAAUGGGGUUCAUUUCAAAGGACGAGCCAGGGAAAUCUUAGAUGAAUUCCAGAUUCAAGUACAUAAGUCAACCACCUAUCGGCCGCAGACCAACGGAGCCAUGGACGCGGCCAACAAAACAAUCAAAGCCAUUUUGGAAAAGACUAUACAAUCUGCAAGAGAUUGCCAUGAGCAAUUGCCGCUGGCUUUGUGGGGGUAUCGCACGUCUGUACGUACACCAACAGGGGCGACCCCUUACUCUUUGGUCUACGGUAUGGAAGCUGUACUUCCCAUCAAGUUGGAAGUUCCGUCUCUUCGAACUAUGGUCGAGUGUGAAGUCCAAGAGACAGAAUGGUUAAGCAAUCGAUUUGAAGAGCUCAUACUGUUUGACGAACGCUGGUUGAGGGCUCUCUAUCAUAUUCAAUGGUAUCAGAGAAGGAUUGCUCGUGCGUUCAAUAAGAAAGUAAGGCCUAGGGACUUAGCAGAGGGUGACAUGGGUAGUAGGAUUGAGUCAGUUUUCUUGGGCCCCGGCUCUCGCAGCAAUAUCCCUCCUAAGCCACUUCCGGUAGCUCCCGCGAACCAUCACAGAUGGGUAAGGAUGCGCAUCGGUCACCUCACGAGUUCUCCAGAAUCGCUGAUAGUUGCAAAGAAUGGAGUGACAAAAGAGGGGCAGGACAUCUACCACAACCUCAGUAGGGGCCUCCUAUCUAAGGCCAAGUUGACACUGAAUCCGAUAGGGAAUAUAGAAAGUGAAAGCCUCUAA
Rhododendron vialii is the source of this 1818-nucleotide messenger RNA. RefSeq lists its product as uncharacterized. Bases 1 to 1818 code for a protein of 605 amino acids. Gene Ontology annotation, biological process: DNA integration. The transcript has 3 exons. Gene Ontology annotation, molecular function: RNA-DNA hybrid ribonuclease activity; nucleic acid binding. The record is from RefSeq and is a predicted model, not a curated record. NCBI's taxonomy places the organism in Eukaryota, Viridiplantae, Streptophyta, Magnoliopsida, Ericales, Ericaceae.